Molecule: messenger RNA, 784 nt
Organism: Pneumocystis carinii B80
Lineage: Eukaryota; Fungi; Ascomycota; Pneumocystomycetes; Pneumocystales; Pneumocystaceae
Product: RNA methyltransferase, TrmH family, group 3
Exons: 6
Coding region: 47-742 (231 amino acids)
Biological process (GO): rRNA methylation
Cellular component (GO): mitochondrion
Molecular function (GO): RNA methyltransferase activity; RNA binding
Source: RefSeq, a predicted model, not a curated record
UGGAGAUAAUAAAAAAAACAAAGAUAUUUUAAAGAUAUCGGAAUCAAUGUCUAUUCCUAUUGAAUUUGUGAAGAACAAGGGUAUUCUGAAUAAUUACUCAUUAAAUAGACCACAUAAUGGAUUUGUUUUGGAAACAUCACCAAUUAGAAGUAUUUCACUUAGUACAAGGAAAGAAUUUGUUGAUUUUCAGAACAAUUAUUGUAAUGAUAUGGAAUGUAAAGAGUCUAAUAAUCUAAAUUUAUGGCUUUUUUUGGAUGAAAUAAUGGAUCCAAUGAAUAUGGGUGCUAUUUUAAGAAAUGCAUAUUAUUUUGGACUUAAUGGUGUGAUUAUUUCUCAAAAAAACAGUGCACCUUUAUCACCAACAGUAAAUAAAGCAUCAUCAGGAGCAUGUGAAUUUUUAAAAAUAUUUAAAACUGCUAAUCCUUUAUCUUUUUUACAAUCAUUAAAAUCAAAUAAUUGGAAAAUAAUUGGAACUACAUCAUUGUCUGAUAAAGUAAAGAAUAAUUUAGUAAUUACAUACAAUGAGCUAGAUAAAUAUCUUUCAAAUUCUCCCACUUUAUUAAUAAUGGGAAACGAACAUAAAGGUAUAAGAACAUUAGUUAAAAAUAAAUGUGAUUUUCUAGUCACUAUUCCAGCUUCACCGUUUACUUUUUCACUAAUAGAUUCUUUAAAUGUAUCUGUAGCUUCUGGAAUAUUAAUUUCAGAAUUUUCAAAAAUAUUAAGAACAAAAAAACAUAAUUAAACUCUAUAAAACUUUUUAAUAUUUUUUAAAUAUAAUUAACAG